Molecule: messenger RNA, 404 nt
Organism: Drosophila albomicans
Lineage: Eukaryota; Metazoa; Arthropoda; Insecta; Diptera; Drosophilidae
Gene: inaF-A
Exons: 1
Coding region: 120-380 (86 amino acids)
Source: RefSeq, a predicted model, not a curated record
AUUGUCAAUCAAAGUCAAUCAAGAUGUCGGCUUGCAUUAAAUGGAUUUUGUAAUUUGCAUAAUUGGCAAUCGCCAUAAGAGCAGCAGCAACCAGAUGCAGCAGCUUCACAACAGCAGUGAUGGCCACAUCGGCCAAGUCGACGGAACCGUUGUCGGACGAUGUCCGUCUGCCCAAGGAGCAGCCACCGUCGGCGUUCUUUGAGUCGCAAACAUUUCGUCUGCUCUCGCUCUUCAUCUAUGUGGGCGGCAUCAGUGGCCUGGGCAUGGUUUUGGCCUUCUACUAUCUGAUCUUUUUCGAUUCACGCAUGCCGGACAUUCAUCUCAAGUUCCCCGUCUCAAUUGGCGGUCAUCCGGUGCAAAAGGUGCACGAGUACCAAUGAAGUGCAACCGAAUCAGUGAACCAG